UCGAUAGGACUCGUAAUAUGGACACCGCCAGAACUCACCACCGUCGAUUGAAUCUAUCCUACUGCGUUUCAGGGAUUCUAACAUCUUGCUCAGAGCCACCAUUGGCAACUAUCCCACUUCGUUUACCUGAUUAUCCCGUCGAACGACCUCGCCAGUCCGCAUGUCCUCUCCCCAGGGAGGCGGUCCGUCGCCUCCUCCACAGAGUCUCUCCACGACGACCACAUCACGGUCCGCAUCCCACUCGCCACAUCCUGCUUCCUCGGCCUCACGAACUCAAUCUGCGGCCUCAUACUUCUCCUACCCCGUCACGCAUGUCGUUUCGGGUCUCUACCGUCGUCUGACGGACUCUCCAACCUCCACCCAGAAACCCCGCAAUGCCGCAGACAGCAUGACUUCACCGCUCAUGACCGACUUCACAACGGUCUUCAACCCCAAACGCUCCACGUCGCCCUUCCAACCCCCUCCGCUCACACCGCUCACACUCGCAGCGACUGGAAACACAGCACCUCUGCUCUCCCGUGCGCUGGCGGAGGAGAUCAGGUUGCUCGUACCGCCGCGUCUGCAGCUCGUCGACACAUGGCGGCUGGCGUAUAGUCUCGAGCGGGAUGGGUCAUCGCUGGCGACUCUCUACGAGCACUGCAGGCAGUACUCGCACCGUAGCCAACGCGCAGGAUAUGUCCUAGUCGUUCGCGACUCAUCCACCGGCGGAGCGGUGUUUGGUGCCUAUCUGACUGAUGCACCGCAUCCAGCACCACACUACUACGGCACCGGAGAAUGCUUCCUCUGGCGGGCCAGUGUGCUAGCGUCCACACCACUGGUGUCGUCUAAGCCUGGAGAUAACGGUCCCAUGACUGAAGAGAUGCUGGAAAGGGCCGGAUUGCCUCCGCCGCCCAGCGCGGAUACCACCAAUGCUAAUCGCAGCACGACGUUGCGAGGCACGAGCACAAACGGAGCUGGGAAGGCAGGAAAAUCGUCCAAGGACGACUCACUCCUCUCGCCCCCGGGAGACGGUUUAGGUAGCAGGCUUGGAACUGCCGCAUCAAUGCGCAGUGAUACCAGCACGUCGGAGCGGAUCCGCUUCAAGGCGUUCCCGUAUAGCGGAGAGAAUGACUACAUGAUAUUUUGCGAGACUGGAUUCCUGAGCGUUGGCGGAGGUGACGGUCACUUCGGCCUCUGGCUCGACGGCAGUGUCGAAAAGGGCGUCAGCGCCUCAUGCCAGACCUUCGGAAACGAGCCACUCUCAGACGAAGGGACCAAAUUUGACGUCCUCGGCGUCGAGGUGUGGUACGUUGGAGCAUGAUGAUGUCGAUGACUUCCACAAGGGAUUUGCAGAAGACCCCAAAUUAAUGGGAUCGAGCAUUCACAUUAAGUCCCCGCUGCGCGUCCGCUUCUGUAGAAUGCUUGGGCGCAUUAUUUUUUCUGUAUAGGAAUACCCUCUCCCUUGUUAUUCUUACCCCACGUCUUCACUCCUACUUUCAUAUUUCCUUAACACCUCCCCAACCUUCUCUCCCCCCUCUCGUUUGAGGGCUAAAAGGAGCUUUUACUACUUUAGCGUGACGGCUAAAAAAGUCUGCGAAGUACGUAGUAACUGAUGAAGAUUUAAGAACCUGGCGUUUCAUCAUCUUGGAAGAUGUUUUGGGCCUUUUUUUACAUACUCCUAGGAGGAACGAAGAUAAAUAGUUUAGGGGCUUUCUAUACAAAGUCUACGAAUCAAUGGGAAUAUUUCCUUGG
Molecule: messenger RNA, 1731 nt
Organism: Paecilomyces variotii
Lineage: Eukaryota; Fungi; Ascomycota; Eurotiomycetes; Eurotiales; Thermoascaceae
Exons: 2
Coding region: 161-1300 (379 amino acids)
Biological process (GO): response to oxidative stress
Cellular component (GO): nucleus
Source: RefSeq, a predicted model, not a curated record